Molecule: messenger RNA, 1396 nt
Organism: Myiozetetes cayanensis
Lineage: Eukaryota; Metazoa; Chordata; Aves; Passeriformes; Tyrannidae
Gene: SOX11
Product: SRY-box transcription factor 11
Exons: 1
Coding region: 96-1307 (403 amino acids)
Biological process (GO): positive regulation of transcription by RNA polymerase II; negative regulation of transcription by RNA polymerase II; neuron differentiation
Molecular function (GO): DNA-binding transcription activator activity, RNA polymerase II-specific; RNA polymerase II cis-regulatory region sequence-specific DNA binding
Source: RefSeq, a predicted model, not a curated record
CCGCCUCGCAGCGGGGGCAAGGUGCGGCGGUGGGAGGCGGCGGCGGAGCGGCUUUGUUGGCUCGGGGGGGAGCGGCGCCUCGGCGAGAGCCCACCAUGGUGCAGCAGGCGGAGAGUACGGAGGCGGAAAGCAACCUGCCCCGAGAGGCGAUGGACACUGAAGAGGGCGAGUUCAUGGCUUGCAGCCCCGUUGCUCUGGACGAGAGCGACCCGGACUGGUGCAAAACGGCGUCGGGGCACAUAAAGAGACCGAUGAACGCGUUCAUGGUGUGGUCUAAGAUCGAGCGGAGAAAAAUCAUGGAGCAGUCCCCGGACAUGCACAACGCCGAGAUCUCCAAGAGGUUGGGCAAGCGGUGGAAAAUGCUGAAGGACAGCGAGAAGAUCCCUUUCAUCCGGGAGGCAGAGAGGCUGCGGCUCAAGCACAUGGCUGAUUACCCCGACUACAAGUACCGGCCCAGGAAAAAGCCCAAAAUGGACCCGUCGACCAAACCCAACGCCAGCCAAAGUCCCGAGAAAAACGCGCCCGCGAGCAGCGGCGGCAGUAAGAGCGCCAAGAGCUCCAGCAAGAAGUGCAGCAAGCUGAAAACCUCCUCCGGCUCUUCGCCCCCCAAGCCGGGAGCCAAAACCGCCCACCACGGGGACUACGCGGGAGACGAGUACGUCUUCGGCACCCUGAAAGUGAGCAGUAAGACGGUUAAGUGCGUCUUCAUGGAUGAGGAUGAGGAUGAGGACGAGGACGAGGACGAGCUGCAGCUGCGGAUCAAGCAAGAGGCGGAGGAGGAGGACGAGGACGAGGAGCCGGGGCCGCAGCAGCUGCGGCGGUACAAUGUGGCCAAAGUGCCGGCCAGCCCUACCUUGAGCUCCUCGGCGGAGUCCACCGAGGGGGCCAGCCUGUACGAGGAGGUGCGGGGCGGCGCCGCGGCUGCGGGCGGCGGCAGCAGACUCUACUACAGCUUCAAGAACAUCACCAAGCAGGGCCCACCGCCGCCGCAGCAGCCGCCCGGCCUCUCCCCGGCCUCCUCCCGGUCCAUCUCCACCUCGUCGGCCGGCAGCGAGGAGGCGGACGACUUGCUCUUCGACCUCAGCCUCAACUUCUCCCAGCACGGCCACGCCGCCGCCGAGCUGGGGGCGGGCGCCGCCGCCGGCAACCUUUCCCUCUCGCUGGUGGACAAGGACCUGGACUCCUUCAGCGAGGGCAGCCUCGGUUCCCACUUUGAGUUCCCCGACUACUGCACCCCGGAGCUGAGCGAGAUGAUCGCGGGCGACUGGCUGGAGGCGAACUUCUCCGACCUGGUGUUCACGUACUGAACCGGGGAGGCGGUGAGAGCGGCGGAGCUGGAGCGGCGCGACGCCGGCGAUGAUGAUGAUGAUGAUAAUGAUUGAAAAAAGUCUUGUUU